This is a messenger RNA of Cantharellus anzutake, 1402 nucleotides long. RefSeq names its product cyclic-AMP phosphodiesterase. NCBI's taxonomy places the organism in Eukaryota, Fungi, Basidiomycota, Agaricomycetes, Cantharellales, Hydnaceae. Gene Ontology annotation, molecular function: 3',5'-cyclic-AMP phosphodiesterase activity; 3',5'-cyclic-GMP phosphodiesterase activity. The transcript is spliced from 6 exons. The coding region runs from base 103 to 1167 and encodes 354 amino acids. The record is from RefSeq and is a predicted model, not a curated record. Gene Ontology annotation, biological process: cAMP catabolic process; negative regulation of glucose mediated signaling pathway; cGMP catabolic process.
CCUGAGUAAUAUUUAAGACAGUGCUUUAUCGUCAAUCUGGGGCGCCCACAGCGCUUCCCAAAUCGGCACACAUCCUGGUGUAGCGCCUGGUGUCAAGGAAACAUGUCCUUUGAUUUGGUGGUCCUUGGUUGUGGUGGAGGUCCGGACGAGUUGAAUCUCUCAUCAUAUCUGUUCAAGACGUGCCAGAACCAAUGGUGUGAUGGUAUCUUAUCUGUUGAGGCUGGAUCUGGUUUAGGUGCUCUUAGAGAACUCUUGUCAAGAGAUCCGUUCAUUUUUGAGGACCUGAAAGUGAUUGGGAAAGAUGAUCUAGCCGAAAAGGUGCUGGACGAUGGCUCGCCAUCCCAGCGAGCUGCCCGCAUAUACUCAUGGAUUAGAACAUUCCUUAUCAGCCACGCUCAUUUAGAUCAUGUCUGUGGUCUCAUUAUAGGCGCUGGGUCUACAUCUAGUUCCUCUCCUCGGUAUAUCGCUGGCACUGAGACCGUAGUUCGAGACAUCGACACAGUCUUUGGAGGUCAAAAACUCUGGCCAAAGCUUGCGUCUCGCUAUGAAUCUCCUGCCUCAACAUUCGGUUUCAUUUAUAACUCACUUUCUUCGUUCGGGCCUUAUCAUAGUCUUUCUCCUAAUAUAUCCGUCCUCCUUCUUCCGAUCACACACGGGAUGGUCGAUGGCGGGACAUACGAAAGCACAGCAUUUUUUAUUCGUAAUGAUACCACCUUAGAGGAAUGUUUAUUCUUCGGCGAUGUUGAACCGGACUCUAUAUCUUCAUACCCACAGACUCUCAACGUUUGGCGUACGGCUGCCCCAAAGAUUCGGGAUGGGAUGCUGAGCCAUAUAUUUCUCGAAUGCUCCUGGACUUCCGCACGCCCCAUACACCUGCUCUUUGGUCAUCUUUCACCUCCACACAUCUUGGACGAACUCAUGGCACUCGCCAGAGAAGUUGUUUCCGUAGGGCGCCACUCAACUCGGAAGAUUUUAGAUUCGCAAUUGGAAGGUAUUCUCAGAGGGGUUACCCUUGUUAUCAUUCAUUGUAAAGAACCCAUCACCCCUUCUAACCCUGAAAGUGACAUCGUGGACGUCAUUGUUGGCGAGGUAAAAAAAUUGGUGUACCCCGCUCGCUUGGGCGUUUCUGUCAUCGGGGCUCGACAAGGGAUGAAGCUUCGUUUUUGACAUCUCGCCUCCGCGCUUGUAUCCAUCGAACUUUACUGUUGGGAUUUCUGUAUACUCUCGUGUCUCAUCUUAUUCGAUACUACCCGCUGGAUUUAGGGCUCGUUACAGUGGACUUGGUACAGUUUGUUGUAAUUUGAUCAUGUCACAUGUCAAUUUGUCGAGCAUUAGUGUAUUUCUACUCACCUGGGCAUGUCACUGCCGCCCCAGUUGCGAGCAUCGUUGAGUCCCGUAGAAC